This is a messenger RNA of Nicotiana tabacum (common tobacco), 777 nucleotides long. NCBI's taxonomy places the organism in Eukaryota, Viridiplantae, Streptophyta, Magnoliopsida, Solanales, Solanaceae. The record is from RefSeq and is a predicted model, not a curated record.
AUGUUAACAAGUAAGUAUAUAGAGCAAGCGAAGAUACUCCAGAAGAGGAAGGUCAAUAUAGCUUCUGUUCAGGAGACCAGGUGGGCAGGAUCGAAGUCGAAAAAUGCAGACAGGUUUAAAUUGUGGUACUUUGGACGCGUGAAGGGCAGGAACGGAGUGGCUAUUUUGGUGGACAGGGAGCUCAGGGAGUCAGUGGUUGAAGUUAGGCGGGUGAAUGACAGAUUGAUGGCGAUUAAGUUAGUAGUUGGAGGGAGCACUAUGAAUGUCGUUAGUGCGUACGCACCACAAGCGGGCUUGGGCGAGGAGGUCAUAGGCUGGGGGAUAUGGCGAGGUGCACGGUGGCUUCGGCUUUGGGACAGGAACGUAGGUGGCACUUCCCUAUUGGAUUUCGCUAGGGCUUUUGAGUUGGUGAUUGUGAACUCUAGUUUCUCGAAAAGGGAGGAGCAUUUGGUUACCUUCAAGAGUAUGGUGGCUAAGUCCCAGAUUGAUUAUAUCCCCCUCAGGAUGUGUGAUAGGGAGGUAUGCGAGGAUUGUAAGGUGAUCUUGAGUGAGACCCUCGCGACUCAAAAUAGGCUCCUGGUGAUGGAUGUUGGUGUCAUGAUAAAGAAGAAGAAGAGGUUUGUACAGGGUCAACCGAUGAUCAGGUGGGGUGAUUUGCCUAAGGAUACUGCGCAUGAGUUGGAGGGUCGGCUAUUGGCUAUGGGUGCCUGGAAGAGUAUUAGGGAUGCUAGCGCUAUGUGGAUGGCGACGACGAACUGUAUUAGGGAGGCAUCAUGA